Caenorhabditis remanei is the source of this 2421-nucleotide messenger RNA. RefSeq lists its product as uncharacterized. The record is from RefSeq and is a predicted model, not a curated record. NCBI's taxonomy places the organism in Eukaryota, Metazoa, Nematoda, Chromadorea, Rhabditida, Rhabditidae. Bases 1 to 2421 code for a protein of 806 amino acids. Gene Ontology annotation, molecular function: metalloendopeptidase activity. Gene Ontology annotation, cellular component: plasma membrane. Gene Ontology annotation, biological process: protein processing. The transcript is spliced from 13 exons.
AUGACCAGGUUACUGGAAAAACUACAGAGAAGCUUAUCGCAUGAGAUGCGUUCCUACAGUUCACUGAAUCCGUUAUUACCGUCGGAAGACACGCCGAUACAGUCGUUUUCGAAUGGCGUAUCUCUCGAAGAGGGAAAACAAGCGACGUCCUCAUUGUUGCGUGAUACAGGUCAACCCCCGUCAAGCCGGUCAAAAGAGGCGGCUGGCAGUUCGAAAGGCUGCGUGUUGCUCACCACACUUGUCAUUUUUCUAUUCGUAACCCUCAGCUUCGCCAUCGCCACUUUUCUCUACUAUCAAACAUUACCGUGCACGACAGAAGACUGCGUGAUGACGGCGGCACGUCUUCUGAAACGAGUCGACGCGAGUGUCGAGCCGUGCGACAACUUUUAUCAGUUUGCCUGCGGCGGAUGGAUCAAUCAAUCUGUGAAUCUUAAAUACGACUCCUGGAAUACUUUGUAUGAAACUCAACGCACCGCCCAUGAUCAGAUGGUACAGGCAAUGCAUAAAAUAAACGACGGUUCCUACCCUUUACCCACAAACGCCGGCGAACGGGCAGCGGCGAAAAUGUACGAACAAUGCAUGGACACGGACACUCUCGAACAGACAGGACUACACUUGUGGGAGCGAUUCGUCGACGAGCUCGGCGGAUGGAUGCCAGAGCUCCGGAAUGGAGCAUUGGAGCAGGAGGAGAGUUUCGAGAUUGAGGUGGAUGAGGAUGAGAAGAAGCGGAGGCGAUUCGAGAUUGAGGAUAUGAUACUCAGCGCGUUCAAUUAUUCGGUUUUUCCGUUGUUUUGGGCUGGUGUGGAGGUGAAUUAUUUGGAUUCGAAGGAGCACUUGAUUACGAUCUACGAGCAGCUCCCGAUCCUGUUGGCUCCGGAGAAAUAUCAUUACGACAAAGAGUUGACGCCUGAAAUGAUCUACGGAAAAAUGGAAGGACCACCGGUGACACGGGCGUUACAACAAGUCGGUGAGGAGUUGGCCGCCGUGUUGGGAUUCGAUUCGAGCGAUGAGAAAGUCCGGAUGAUGAUUGCCAAUAUGAUUUAUCUCGAGUACCAGAUUACGGUCGCUGGGUCUACGUUCUACAAGGAGAAAAAGGAGCGGUAUACGGUGGUCUCGCUUCGGGAGCUGCAGGAAAUUGCGCCAGCUAUCAACUGGCACUAUUUCCUGUCUCGUCUCGUCGGCGAGAACCUCUCUCACUCGGAACCGAUCGCUCUCAAAACGGGUACCCAAUGGAUUCCGAUCCUCUCGACGAUUGUGCAAAAACUGAAAGAGUCGAGAAGCGGUGUGGCGAUUCUAAAGAAUUAUGUGAAGUGGAAGACUAUCAUGUUCCAUUUGGCGUACGCGUCGCCAAAGUGUCGCGACGGAUUACUGUGGAUGGCUGUGUCGUUGUACUCGGGCGCUGCUAGUCAGAGAAAAGAGUUUUGUGUGUUGAGGUUGUCGGGCAUCUUCCCGUUGUCACUGCCAUCGAUUUUGAGGAAAAUUGAUGGAAUCGAUCAUACAGAGAGGAACGUGAAAGCAGUCCAAAACAUUGCCGAUCGGAUACAAGAAAAAUACGAGGAAAUGGUCAAAUCGAGUAACCAGUUCUCCGACUCUGAAACCCGUCAAAACGUCGUCGACAAGGUGAGCAACAUGACGAGAUUCAUCGGAUUCCCCGACGCGAUGAGAAGUGACUACGAGAUGGAAAAAGAGGCCGUAAGACUACAUGACAGUCUAUUCUGGUCAAUGGUCCUGGGAAGCUCGUCUGUCUACAAGGAACGUCUCCAGCGGUUACGUCUACCUGUUGAUCCAAGAGCUUGGGUCGACACGAGACCAGCGAUUUCGGUGCCGGCUCAUAAUUAUGAGAGAAAUCUCAUACAGAUUCCAUUCGACUCGUUGAGACUUCCGUAUUCCGAUGAACAUCAGUUAGACUUCGCCAACUACGCCGGUAUCGGAACAAUCAUCGGACACGAGUUCACACACGCAUUCGACGGACAAGGCAAACUCCACGGCCCGACGGGUAACCUCGGCACCUGGUGGAGCGCCGAAUCCUCCCGACGCUUCAAGACCCGUGAGCAGUGUUUCGUUAAACAAUACGCCGGAUUAAUGGAUUCACAUGACAUGAACGCCGCGAAGGAAGGUCUCUACGAAAACAUUGCCGAUCAUGUGGGACUUAAAGUGGCUUAUGAGGCAUGGAAAGCGAAUGGAGAGAAGACGUCUGCUAGAAUGCCUGGACUGGAAAAGUAUUCACAGGACCAACUGUUUUUCCUGGCUUAUACCCAAGGGUGGUGUGCUUUGAGGUCGAAAAGUUAUAAAUUGCAACCACAUAUGGAGGAGAGAAUACGAAUGCUCGGCUCUCUCCAAAACUCUCCAGAAUUCGCAGAAGCCUGGAAGUGCCCAACCACAAGUUUCAUGAACCCACCAGACAAGUGCACUAUUUGGUAG